Messenger RNA from Girardinichthys multiradiatus, 2479 nucleotides. Its product is annotated as cell surface glycoprotein CD200 receptor 1-like. Gene Ontology annotation, molecular function: signaling receptor activity. The coding region runs from base 13 to 1134 and encodes 373 amino acids. The record is from RefSeq and is a predicted model, not a curated record. NCBI's taxonomy places the organism in Eukaryota, Metazoa, Chordata, Actinopteri, Cyprinodontiformes, Goodeidae. Gene Ontology annotation, biological process: regulation of neuroinflammatory response. The transcript is spliced from 7 exons.
CACUUCUGGGAAAUGAAAAACGACACAAGACGUCAAUCUGUGUGGGAGUGUGGCUACUUACUUGAAAGAGCAGGAAGUUCAUGCAGCUUGGUGUACGUUUUAGGGUCUGACAGGAACGACUACAACAAAGUUAUGCAAAAAAUGCAAGCGAAGAGUACGUGCAGGACAUGGAUUUUUACUGUGGCCAUCUCUAUGUUUGAAGCAUGGUCUCAAGAUGCAGUUAACAAAGAGACAUCAUUCAAUCUUGGGACCAACGUUAACCUGACCUGUGCCAAUAAGAUGUGGGUUGACAUAUUAUAUAUAAUCUGGGAGAUAAACUUGAAAAACAGAAACUGUAAGAUCUCUUUCAUAAAUGACGGCGAAGGAACUGAUUCCUGCAAUGACGGAAAAUCUCUCCAGAAGGCCUCCACCGGUCAGUUGUAUCUGCACAUCCCAAACAUUUCAGCUGAUGAUGUCGGGGUCUACAAGUGUGAGUUGGUUUACUUUGGAGGAAAUGAAAACCAUAACUUCAAAGUGGCUGUAACGGCUCCUCCUAGUUUAUAUGCCUGGUUAGAGCAGAGGAACAACAAGAUGAUUGCUCUGUGCAGAGCUGAAAGAGGAACACCAGCUGCCAACUUAAGCUGGAGUUAUACUGGCAGCUCAGAGCCUGCAGUUAAAACUCAGCUUGACACAGAUGGAUUUGUUACAGUAGAGAGUCAUCUGGAGCUCCUUGAAGACAUUAAUCUAGAAGACCUGACCUGUAUUAUCCAGCACCGCUACUGGGAUCAGGAAAAGAUUCUGGUACCAAAACCCAGAGAAGCAAAUUAUUCUCCUCUAUUGUGGAUACGUGUUGCUUUGGUGAUCAUCUUAAUUUUAUCAGGAUUUCUAGCACUAAAGAAAUGCCACCCUCCUCUACAAAACACCUCACAACCCAAAAUACCAGCGCUGGACCCGGACAACAUCAGAAACGGGAAAGCCUGCAGUCAAUCAUUAAUGAACAUCUUGGAACCAGAUGGAACCCUACAGGUCAUCACCUCUCCCUCCCCUGGGGGGCACAGAUCACAACCUGGUUUAUCUCCAUUCUGUGUACAAACCCCUUGUACACAGAUAACCAACUGUGACACACAUGGUGAAGAGAUGGUCAGAGGAGACUGAAAAAGCCCUGAGGGACUGUUUCAACUCCACAGUGUGGGAAAAACUCUGUACUCCACCUGGGGAGGACUGCCAUUUGCAGCAUCACAGACUAUCCUACGGAUUACAUAAACAUCUGUGUUGAUAACACUGUCCCCCUAAUGAAGGUAUGGUGGUUGUCCUAUAACAAGCCCUGGAUAAAGCCAGAAAAAAAUCUCUCCUCAGGAAGAAAAAGAGAGCCUUUAGGUCAGGAAAUAAGGAGUAGCUGAGAGUUGUGCAGAAGGAACUGAUAAGGAAGAUCAGGGAAAGAAAAAAACAUCUGCACAAAAAGAUGGAGGACCAGCUGCAGCAGAACAACAUUAUUGGGGUUUGGAAGAGCCUGAGACAAUUCAAACUCCAAGGGUGUAGGAGAUUUGGGGUGGGUGAAUGAGUUGAACCAGUUUCUGACAGGUUUGAUCAGGCACUCACCCCUCCCUCAGCCCAGUCUCCUCUGCUGCAACCUCGCUUGUUUUUGACAGCUGCCUGUAUUUCUUUCCAGAACUUUAAGUAUCUCAGAUUUCAGCCAUCAACCACCCCCUCAGCUUUAGGGGACACCUUCCCCACCACCGUGCUCUCCAUUUCAACACUUCAGUUGAGGAAGGAGCUGCGGAAGAUCAAGAUACGAAAGGCUGCAGGUCUCAAUGGGAUUAGCUCCAGGCUCUUGCGGUGCUGCACAUGUCAAUUGUGUGGUGUCUUGGGAUACAUGUUUAACAUUAGCCUGAAGGUGGAGAAAGUACCACAACCAUGGAAGACCUACUGUGAGGUGCCAGUGCUGAAAACCACACAUCUGAAGGACCUCAGGAGCUGCAGGCUGGUAUUAAUGAUCUCAUAUCUGAUGAAGACCCUCGAGAGGUUGGUCCUCAACCAUCUUCGCCCCUUGGUGAGGUCUCUGUUGGAUCUGCUGCAGUUCGCCUACCAGCCUGGCAUUGGUGUAGAUAAUGCCAUCAUCUUUCUGCACCAAGCUCGGACCCACCUGGAAGCCUUGUGAGGAUCUUGUUCUUUGAUUUCUCUAAUGUUUUUAAUACCAUCCAGCCAUGACCUCUAAGGGACAGCUGAAAAUCUCAAGAGUGGAUCAUCACCUGACCCAUUGGAUACUGGACUAACUGUGCUGGCACUGAUCCUAUUUACCUCCUCCGCUUCAUACUCAGAGUACAGUAGACACAGGGCUUUGUGGGUUGGUGCCAGCGGAACCACCUCCUUAUCAAUGUGGGAAAAAUUGAUGGGAAGAUGGAUGGGGCCAAAUACAGGACCAUUCUGGAAGAAAACCUGUUGGAGUCUGCAAGAGACCUGAGACUGGGACGGAGAUUUAUCUUCUAACAAGACAAUGAUC